GCGAGAAUUUCGGCCGAAUCUUUUAGCACAACCACAUCGUAUUGUCAGGGCAAGAACCAACACGAAAUGAAAAGUGUAAAGUCACACAAAUCGUUUUCUUCUUCACGCCAGCACAAUGGCUUGCCGAUUCUUUCACUAGAAUCAUACGGUUCCGGAAAAACACACAACUGAGACACUUUUAAAGCCUGCAUUAUUGCCACCCCCCACCGCAUAAACACACACAAACACACACACACACACACACACACACACACCCCGAUGCGUCAGUCUCAUAAACUCGCCUGAGCCUCCCUCAGAAAGAAACGCUCACUCACAUUCACUCUUUGUUCUACACGUGUAUUAACUGAUGGCGAUAAAAUCUUGGCUGGCUCAACAAGCGACAUUGAUGCUGCUCUUAAUGACCUGGAGGGAGAGCGUGCAUUGCAAUGGAUUUACAGUGGAUCCUCCUGAGGACCUUGUGAUACUAGACCCCGGACAUCUUGGACAAUUGGAGAUUACAUGGAGCCCCCCAACCAGCUUGAUUAAUAUGACAGAGUGCCCAAAACUGUAUCAACUGGAGUACUUCAACACAUACAGUGACAGUUGGACUGCUGUCAGGAUGAAUAGGAGGACAUACAGUGUCCAAUUUGAUCUGAUGAAAGAUGUUAGGGUGAGAGUGUACACCUUGCUGAGUGGACCCUGCACCAACGGCACUAUGACCAAGAGCGCAAGAUACACCGAACUGAUCCAGAAACCUUCCAGCACAGGUGUUGUGGGUACCACAGUCCAGGAUUUUGUCUGUGUGUAUCAUAACAUGAAGUACAUGGAGUGCAGUUGGGGAAAAGGCCCAAAGACCCCUGCCAACUCACAGCAAAGUCUAUAUUUCUGGCACAAGAAAAUGGAACAGGCAGAAGAAUGCCCGAAAUACGUGUUAUCGAGUGGAGUCAGGAGUGGCUGCAACUUCACAGGGAUGUCUUUCCCCGAUUUCACUGAUAUCAGCUUCUGUGUAAAUGGUUCCUCUCCCGAAGGGCCCCUGAAACCAACAUACAUCUCCCUGCAAAUCCAAAACCACGUGAAGCCUGACACUACAGAGAAGCUGCAUCUGCAAACAGGUCCAGACACGCAGCUGGAACUACACUGGGACAAUCCUGUUGGCAGGGUUCCUGGACACUGCCUAGAAUGGGAGGUGGAACACAAUCAAGAGGGACCUGAUGGAAAAAUUGCAUUGGAGCUGAUUUUAACCAAACAGACCAGCCUAACUUUGUCUUCCAUCGGCGACAAUGAGAGACAUUGCUUCAGGGUUCGGUCCAAACUGCAUAAAUAUUGUGCCGAUAAAAGUUUUUGGAGUGAGUGGAGUCCUCCGACAUGCCGCCCAGAAAAGAAAGAAGUCGCACCUGAACUAGAAUGGGACAUGGUACCUGUCUAUGUAUAUAUCGCUGUCGCCAUCAUUGCCGUACUGGUGCUGUCGCUGUGUGCGUGGGCAGUGCUCACAGUGUGGAAAUCAAGACAAGUUAAGAAGCCAGACUCUCUGCUCACCACCCUGUUUGCCAGAAAUCCAGUUCUUACAGUGAUGGAGGCCUAAAAAGGCCAGAAAACCUGCACCUCAUUGCUCUCAAAGAGCACGUCUGACAGAUGUUUUAUUGUUGCACUCCCCAUCUCUCAUUUUUCAGGGUAUCUGAUUGAAAAUAACACAGUGAGUCUCACAAAGAUGCCACUGCUAAAACAUUAGUGAAGAUUUUACAUAUUAUGUAGUAGUUAUAAAUACAAUUGCUUGAAUUUACAUGAUCUAUUCCAAGAUUUCAUGUUAACUGGAAGUGUUACAUUAUGGAGAAAGUAUCAAUGUUUAUGGCAGUUUUGUGGUUGGUUGUUUACUUUUUGCUAAAACAUUUGCCAUCUGCUUUAGUCAGCAGAGAUUAAUUUCCAGAUAUUGUGUUCAGGAACAAUUACUUGUUCUUUGGAAAUGUGUUGUAGGUGUUUUACUAUUUGCCAGAUCUCUUGCCUGUUGAUUCAGUCGGCACUGGUCCACUUCAUGUUGUGGAGAAGUUACAGUUUUUAUUGAAUUCUGUUUUAUGUUUUUGUGUUUAAUUAUUUACUCUUUGCCUCAGCUCUUGUCAGUUAGCUCAGACAACAAAGCCUUUAUUAUUAUGUCUAAAUCCAGUAUUCUUUAAAUGGUUUAAUACCGAAGAAAUUAGUGUGUCAGGUUUUUUAAUGCCACAGCUCCUUGCCAGUUUUGAGAGUUUAAAUUAUAACGUAUCAUAACUGCAAAACAAUAUUUCUAUAACUGCAUUUUUGUUGCCAUUUUUGGGUGCAACAAACAUUUAUGCAAGAAUGUAUUUACACAGUAUACUAUACUGUCUAAUGGAAUUUUUAUGUUCAUAAUGUACCUCACCUCAGUAUUUCACGGGUGAUAUUUUAGGUAGUGAA
Molecule: messenger RNA, 2403 nt
Organism: Micropterus dolomieu (smallmouth bass)
Lineage: Eukaryota; Metazoa; Chordata; Actinopteri; Centrarchiformes; Centrarchidae
Gene: il13ra2
Product: interleukin 13 receptor, alpha 2
Exons: 10
Coding region: 347-1561 (404 amino acids)
Biological process (GO): cytokine-mediated signaling pathway
Cellular component (GO): external side of plasma membrane
Molecular function (GO): cytokine receptor activity; protein binding
Source: RefSeq, a predicted model, not a curated record